AUGUUCUAUAGCGGAGCAAAUAAAGAAGACAGGAAUGGUGUUGGAAUAAUUCUGUCAAGUGAAAUGAAGAAGGAAAUCGUUGAAAUAGGAUGCUCAGAUGAAGAGAAAGAUCACUUCUGUUUGGACUUAGAGGAGGAAAUGGAAAAGGAAGCAGCAGAUGAAAGAUGCCUUGUCGGGGGAGAACUGAAUGGGCAUGUAGGCCAGAAUAACCAUGUGAUCAGCUGUAUACAUGGUGGGUAUGGCUAUGAUGUAAGAAAUGCAGAGGGUGAGAGAAUUGAUGAUUUUGCUCUGUCCAAGGAUAUGUUUAAAGAAAAGGUAUUAGAGGAACUAACUCAUGAAAUUGAGGAUGAUGAUGAAUGGUGGAACAGAACGAUGGAAAUAAUACUGAGGGUUGCUAGAGAAAUAUUGGGUGAAAGUAGUGGCAAGAUAUUCGAAAAUAAGGAAACGAGGUGGUUCAGUGAAGAAGUGAAGGAUGCAACAAAGCAAAAGAGAGAAGCAAAGAAAAGGUGGGAGGGGACCCAAAUGGAAGAGGACUGGAUGUCCUAUAAGGAAGCAAAUAAAUUACCAAAGAAAACUGUAGCAAUUGCUAAGGAUAGAGCAUAUGAUCAGCUUUACAAAGAGCUAGAUACCAAGGAAGGGCAAGGAAAGAUCUUUAAACUAGCACACAUGAGAAAUAACACACAUAUGACAGAUUAA
Messenger RNA from Macrobrachium nipponense, 696 nucleotides. RefSeq lists its product as uncharacterized. The record is from RefSeq and is a predicted model, not a curated record. Gene Ontology annotation, cellular component: nucleus. The transcript has 3 exons. Gene Ontology annotation, biological process: chromatin remodeling. The coding region runs from base 1 to 696 and encodes 231 amino acids. Lineage: Eukaryota; Metazoa; Arthropoda; Malacostraca; Decapoda; Palaemonidae.